Eutrema salsugineum is the source of this 903-nucleotide messenger RNA. RefSeq lists its product as uncharacterized. The coding region runs from base 94 to 720 and encodes 208 amino acids. The transcript has a single exon. The record is from RefSeq and is a predicted model, not a curated record. NCBI's taxonomy places the organism in Eukaryota, Viridiplantae, Streptophyta, Magnoliopsida, Brassicales, Brassicaceae.
CCCACCCACUAAUCUAUAAAAAUAAAUGGUUUCCUCAAACUUGGUCCUCAUUCACCAUUCUUUAACUCACUUUAAAGGGGAGAGAGAGAGAGGAUGGAAUUUCAAAAACAAGAAAGAGAGGUGAAGAAGAUGAAGAGAUUCACUAGGAUCAUAGCCUUGGCAUCCAUUUUCUCUUUCAUACUAUCUUACUCUUCCUUAAUCUCCUCUCUUCAACAAAGACUCCAUUUGCUUUCCAUGUAUAGCAACCUUGUGGACAAGAAAUACAUGUUCUUGUUAUGCAAUGGUAUUGUGGGCUUCAUUUUGGGGAAUUUCCGGGGGAGUUCCGAAACCCUUUUGCACAGUAAAGCCAUUAACAUCGUCGACGAAACGAAAGAAGUAGUUAUCAAAGACAUGAGAGAAUCAAAAGUGAAUAAAGUAGUGGCAGUAUUUGGAGAAAAGAGUGCUUCCAAAGAAGAAGAAGAAGAAAGGGUUGAUUUACUAAGAGGAGAAGAAGUUACAUUGCUUGUUGAGGAUGAUGAGGGUAUAAUAGUACAAGACCUUGCAAUCAUGAGAAUCGAUGAUAAUGAUCAUGAUGGUGCCGAUAAUGAUGAUGAUGAUGCGGAUGCAGAGAUAGAUGGUAGUUUGUUAAGUUCGGAAGAUUUGAACAAAAAAUGUGAGGAAUUCAUCAGGAAAGUGAAGGCGGAGAUUAGAUUCGAGUCCCGGAAGUUGAUUACUUUUUAGAUAAUCUUGUUCUUCUGAGAGUUUAAUAGAAACAUCUUUCGUAUAUUCGUAUUCUGCAAGAGAAGUAUAUAAUUUUCUCUUUUCAGUCGAAUAGAUUCUGUAUUUUGGUUCCCACUUUAGUCUAACUUAACCUUCCAUUGUGCUAGUAUGUAUCAUCUAUGGGAUCAAAUCGUUUUUCUCCCU